ACGCGCAUUGUCGCAUCGGACUGCCGCCGCAACGGCCGCGCAUGAAUCUGCGCCCGCGACUACGAUUAGUGAACGAGUGUUUUCUGUUUGUGUUGGUCCGGAAUGUCAUAACGAUACCGCAUCGUGUUUUGUUGUAAUAUUGAAGAAAAACAUGGAGUAAUAUAUUGACGAUAUAAUUGUGAGAAAUAAAAAUGGGUAGUGGAAAGUUUGGGUUCCACGGUAAAAAGGACAAAGUGGAGGAUAAGACUGAGUUUAGUGUUAAGGAAAAGUGUCGUAAAUUGAAGAAGAAACUUAAGAAGACUGAUGAAACACAGAAGACUGAAGGUGCGAAGGAGAAGACGAUUUGGUGGAACCAAUGCAGUGGACUGAGUGAAAUCGACCAGUACCUGUGGAUGGUAGGCGGUUCUGCUGGUGCCCUGGCUCUUACAGGUGUUGCAGCAGCCUCGGCAUUCUACCUCACGACACGCCCGAAGCCCGAGAAGCCACUCGUUACAUUACACGAACAAAGCUUACUGGAACCAGGUCCAGAAUUAGUUCGUGUAUCGAAAUUCUACAAAGAAGCAAAGAAUGGCCGGUUCCUUCGGUAUCUUCACGACGAUACGCGCACACUGUACGAGACUUUUCGCAGAGGUGUUAAAGAAUCAAAUAAUGGCAACUGUCUCGGUUGGCGCGACGGACCAAAUAAGCCGUACGUGUGGCAGACAUACAAUGAGACCCUUCUGCGAGCUAAAAACUUUGGAUCGGGCCUCUUAUGCCAAGGCGUUGCCCCGGGCCAAACCACCUUUGUCGGUAUUUACGCCCAAAAUUGUCCAGAGUGGAUCAUGACGGAGCAAGCUGCGUACUGCUAUUCGAUGGUUAUAGUGCCGUUAUAUGACACGCUAGGAGCCAACGCUUGUGCCUUUAUUAUUAAUCAAACUGAAAUGUCCCUGGUGGUGUGUGAAGACGACAAAAAAGCUAAUUUACUACUGGAUGAAGCACCCAGGUGCCUUCGCAAAUUAAUCACUAUAAGGGAAGUGUCGCCCUCUACACACCAAAGGGCAAGAAGUCGAGGUGUGGAGAUCCUAAAGUUCAGCGAUGUUGAAAUACAAGGAGCGCAGAAAGAUCAUCCCUGCAUUCCGCCCCAGCCAGAGAAUCUAUGUACGAUCUGUUACACAUCUGGCACCACCGGCAUGCCAAAGGGUGUUAUGCUAAGCCAUGAGAAUGUUGUGGCAUCCAUGUGCAGUGUCACAAUGCAGCUUGGUGAACAUAGGCCCACGAAACACGAUGUGAUGAUUUCGUUCCUGCCACUCGCACAUAUGCUCGAGCGAUGUUGUGAGAACGCUCUGUACAUGGUAGGAGGGGCAGUAGGUUUCUAUAGCGGUGACAUAAGAAGAUUAGCAGAUGACUUGAGCGCACUUAAACCCACCAUGAUGCCUGCUGUACCCAGGCUCCUCAAUAGACUCUACGAUAAGGCACAGAGUGAAAUAGCCAGUUCUAAAAUCAAAAAACUUCUCUUUAAUAUGGCACUUUCCGCAAAAGAGUCUGAACUAAAGAGAGGAAUAAUUCGAUCAGACUCAGUGUGGGACAAGUUGGUGUUCCGCAAAGUACGUGAAGGUAUGGGUGGGCGUCUCCGCAUCAUGGUGGUGGGUUCUGCGCCACUAGCCGGAAACGUGCUUACGUUCGCAAGAUGCGCGCUCGGAUGUCUGAUUGUUGAGGGCUACGGUCAGACGGAAUGCACGGCGCCGGUGACUUUGACGGUUCAGGGAGACCACGUCCCAGAACAUGUUGGGCCUCCCGUCGCUUGUUGUAAAGUGAAGUUGGUGGACGUCCCAGAAAUGGAGUACUAUGCAGCGCAGGGUCAGGGUGAGAUUUGCGUGCAGGGCGCGAACGUCUUCAAGGGGUACUUCAAGGAGCCGGAGAAGACUAGGGAAGUUAUCGAUCAAUAUGGCUGGCACCACACUGGUGAUAUUGGCAAAUGGCUACCUAACGGUACCUUAAAAAUUAUUGACAGAAGAAAACACAUUUUCAAACUGUCACAAGGCGAGUACAUUGUUCCUGAGAAGAUUGAGAAUAUUUAUAUCAAAAGCCAGUACGUUGAACAAGUUUUCGUACACGGAGAAUCAUUAAAGUCGUGUAUAGUAGCAGUCGUUGUACCUAAUGUUGAUGUAGUGAAGUGUUGGGCCUUAGAAAAUGGAAUCAAAGGCACCUUCUCCGCAUUAUGUGAGAAUGAGAAAGUGAAGAAAAUGCUACUCGAGGACAUGUUGAGUCGGGGCAAACAGGCUGGCUUGAAAACAUUUGAACAAGUGAAAGACAUCUACUUGCACCCAGAUCCAUUCUCAGUGCAGAACGGACUUUUAACUCCCACCCUAAAGGCGAAAAGACCUGAAAUCAAGAGUUACUUCAAACCACAGAUUGAAGACAUGUACAAACAGUUAGAAUAGCGAACGCUCUGAAAUGUUUAAUCUUUAUAUAAGUGUCAAAGAUACGUCAGCAAGACAAGACCGGUCCUAUAACAAUAUUUAUAUGACACAAUUGUUUUUGGCGAUUCAAUUUAACUAUUUUAAUGAAUAGUUGAAGUAUUGGCUAUACACUAUGUACUGAUCAAGACGUACUCUUGGCCAGUGUGUGUUCGCAUAAAACAUUCUAACCGUAGAACAUAAUCUAGCUCGUGGAACUGUCAAACAAUAUUCUGUAUUAUUGCUAAACUCAAGACUAGAAAUGUAUUUGUAUCAUUAUAUGCAUUACGUAAACCCUUUGAUAAUGCUUAUAUACAUAUGACUGGUAGAAUGUUACAAAACUAAUUUCAAUCAAUCGCUUCAAAUUCGUCCUCCAAGGCUGUGUAAAUCAUAUUGCUCUUACUUGUUCUCAUACUUGACAAUUUAUAUUUUAAAUAUAUCUGGACCGGUCUUUUUUAAGCUAAAAUAGAAGUGAUAUAAUUUCCUUGGUCUACGAGUGCUAUAUUUAAAUAAAACUUACUUUUAAUAACUGGAAUUACAUUCUCAAUGUGAGUCGACUUAAGGUAUGUAAUGUAUGUGUUAAUGAAGUUUUAUUUAAAUAAUAGUUAACUAACAGUUAUGGUACAUUAAUAAGCAAUAAGGUUGAACAGUCAAUUAAACUUUCAAAGCAAUUUCUAUUAGGCAAUUAGAAGGAUAGUAAAGGAAUGUAGUUAUCUAAUGUUGGGUUAAAAAUGGAUUAAGCGUUCGAGAUUGCUUGUUUAUGUAGAUUCGAUUGUAGAGGACGCUAAUUGAAAGUUAUAAUGCACUUUUGUUUGUAAUUUGGUACUUAUCAAUUUAAUGGCGAAAUGUGUGUGCUAUGAAUUUUAUACGCUGUUGAUCCUUUUCUUAAGCAAUGGUUUUUUGAAACUAUUAUAUCUUAGUUUUGCGUGAGGGUGAAUCUCUUGUGGACCCGUAGACUGAUUUAAUUUAGUAAUUAAUCAGGCUUAAAACAAAAGCAAGAAUAUUAUUUUGUAAUAAAUGAGGUUCGUUUCAUAUAGUUUUGUUAUUGAAGUCGUAAGUAAGAAAGCCACGGAAGUUUGCUUCGUAUUUGUUAGUGUAAAUCUUUGUUAACGUUAGUUUAUAUAAACAAAAAUAAAUUGGCGUGCCGAUAUGGCGCCAUAGCUAGCAUACGGCAGUAAAUUCGAAAACAAUUUCAUCAUUUACUUUGUGUUUUAUGAAUCGUUAAGUCACAUUUGUAUAAUAUAACAUUAAUAAAAUGAUUGUAAACCCUUAAUGAGGUCAUCAUCGUCAUUUACAAGAAUUUCAGUAAUCUUGCUAAUAGUGGUCACAUUCAACGCUGUUUUUUUUAUUUGUGUGUCUAUGGGUCUAGCAUAUAAGUCCAUAAGUUUUAUCACAAUACGUAUAUAGACGAUUUUUUAAUAGCAAAAUCUGUCGCACUUAUAAGUAGAUAAUUUUAUAUUAUCAUUUAUUAAGAUAAUUCUAGCUUUGAGCGAAUGUUGCGGUUUCAUGAUGUCUAAACCAAAAUUUUGUUGUUAUUGGUGCAAGAUUGUACUACAAUAAUUUAUUUUUAAAUAAAAAUUCUUGGCAAAA
Messenger RNA from Pieris rapae (cabbage white), 4025 nucleotides. RefSeq names its product long-chain-fatty-acid--CoA ligase 5. The coding region runs from base 192 to 2420 and encodes 742 amino acids. The record is from RefSeq and is a predicted model, not a curated record. Gene Ontology annotation, molecular function: long-chain fatty acid-CoA ligase activity. Gene Ontology annotation, cellular component: membrane; endoplasmic reticulum. The transcript is spliced from 15 exons. Gene Ontology annotation, biological process: long-chain fatty acid metabolic process. NCBI's taxonomy places the organism in Eukaryota, Metazoa, Arthropoda, Insecta, Lepidoptera, Pieridae.